UCGCCCAACAAUCAAACACAAUGAAAUCAUCUAAAAGAGGGAAAAAACCAGACACCAAGAAACUACCACCAACCUCUCACCUCGCCACUCUUCACCAACGCCUCUACCAUGGAUUAAACCUUGGUUUCAGGUACUCAUAUAAUAAAGAAAAGGAAUGGAGUACCAAUGAUGUUGAGAUACAAAGGCUGGUAGUCCGAUCUAUAUCUGCUUUUCUUGAUGGUGUUUCUCCAGAGAAAUGGCAAAUGCCUAUAGUAAAGGAUUCAAUUCCUGAUGUGGUCAAGGCAAUAGUAGGUAUUCUGCACUCCUUAAAUGAAGCUGUGCUUUCAAUGGGGUUAGAAGUUACAGUGAAGUUGGUUAGGAUUAUUCCUACUUCGAUGUUGCGGCAGCACUUCAAUCAUCUUAGUCAUUCUUUAUCUCCUUUGUUAUCUAACCAUGAUUCUCAAGUUGCUAUUAUGAGUGCAACUGCUCUAAAUUUUAUAGUGUCAAAUGUUGGCGUCAAGAAAGAGAAAGAAAUUUGGGAUACGUUGGAAAAAUAUGGUGUUGUUACUCAAGUAAUUGGUAACUUGAGGGUUUUAUUUGAUAAAGCAAGGCCUCUUGAAUAUUUCCUAGAGAUGGUUUCUCUCUUGAGUUCCAUGAUGAAGCUAUGGCCCCCCUCAAGAUAUCCUGUUUGGAAUGAUGCCAAAUUAAAGGAAGUCGUAGAGAUCUUCUGCAGCAACCCUGAGGCUAAUGUCAAAGUUGCUGUUUUGCAGUUUUAUUCAGCUUUAGCUCUAUGUGCUAAUGGAGCACAAAAGCUUCUGGAAAAUGGGGAUGUCUUCAUACAAACAGUUGUGCAAUGCAUGGGCGAAUCUCAGCCUCUUUCAGUUCGAAUUUCUGCAUUCAAGAUCGCACAAUAUAUAAUGGCUACUAAGAAAUUGUGUUCAGAAGUGUUGGAUUUAUCUUGUGAACCUAUAGUCAGGUCUAUUGUCCGGGCAUUGACUGUUUCAAGCGUGCGUCAUGAGGAAUUUUCUAAUCAGGAAGAGUCUUUGAGGUUAGAAGCUUCUCGUCUGGCAUUGAUUACUCAGUGGCAAGGAAAGCAUCAUGAUCAUCUGUGGAGGUUUAGAAUUGAUAAAGUACUCAUCCAAUUAUUGAUGCCCAAUUACCAGACUCUCCAGCCAUAUCAACAGUCAUUGUCAGUUGAGGAUCUUAUAGUUAUGGUAAGAGAGGGUUUGGGUGCCAAUUUUCUUUUGGAUUUGAGACCUUUUGUUUGGGAGAUUAUUGGAUGGCUUUCAGCUCAGUGUGAAGAAAAUUUUAAUCCCGAUAAGCAUUGUGUCAGUCACCUGGUUACUACAGCAUGUCUGGCCUUCGUGGACUCAAUAGGCAGAGAACGCCUACUUCGUCAGGCUGAUCGGACAUAUAAAUUCAGGAGCGUAUCAGCAGCGAAAGCCACUUUGCUGAUGAUGUAUUCUCCAAGCAAGUAUUUUUCAUCAGAAGCAAGAUUGGUACUUUUAGAAGCACUCAGGUUUGAGGGCGAGGAACAUCUAAAGCAGCUGUUAUAUGCUCUGAAUUUUGUUUAUUCUGGCGACAUAUCUAGGAUACCUGAUAAAUUUCAAUUACUAAUUAACCUGAUAGGUUUGACAUGCUAUUCUGGGUUGCCUCACUUCUAUAGGCAGGUUGUCACAAAUGGAGGAAUUAAAAUUCUGUUGGCUUUUGUGAGAUGGUGGUUAGAUAAUGCUUCCCAUAUUGACAAAGUAUCCUUGACCUCUCAUUUAAGAAUUACAGCUAUGGAGCGGACUUGUUGUAGAAUUGAUGAAGAAGAUUGGGAAGGCAAUGAAAUUCACUUGCUUUUGGCUUUGUGGAGUUUAGCUGAAUUGAUCAACUGUCAUGAAAAUGAGGGGCAUGUGUUAGAUAUUUUUGCUGGGCAGAAUAUUUACACGAAGGAACAGUUUAUCCAAGAUAUCCUGGAUAUAUCUAUUGAUACUACCUCUACUGGACUGAGAUGGUAUUGUUCAUACCUCCUUAGCUUCUUGGGGAUCUAUGGCUUCCCCAGUAAACUAGGUAAAAGAAUUGCAUCAGUUCAAGAGACAGACCAUGGAGAUAUGCGUCUUGUUCUUCGAGAUGGGCAGUCUUUAAGUGUUCAUCAGAUUAUUCUUCUCAAUCGGUGCCCAUCCCUGCUCCCACCUGAAGGACCUUCAGAUGAAGACAAAUUAUCCAGGUCCAUUGAUUUUCCUGCAAGAGAAUUUACUGACAGAUGUCGGACUGAGAAGGAAGUCACUCUAUCUGCACAAGUUGACCAACAAGCAAUUUUCAAAUUGUUGGACUAUAUAUACUCUGGCUAUCUGCGAGCUGAAGGAUCCAUUGUAAAAAAGUUAAGAAUGCUAGCAAAACAUUGCAAUAUACAACCUCUAUUACAGCUUCUUCGCCGAAAAAGGCCAAAGUGGGCUGCUCCUGUGCCCACUUUUGAUCUUUCGACAACUCUCGGACACGUUGGACUUCAUUUUUCUGAUAUUAUCUUGGAAUCUGAAUCAACUGAAAGUAUAGCAUGGACCUGCAGUUGCUGCUCUAUAUCUAUGCCUCACAUCCAUUCUCACAGAGUAAUAUUAAGCUCUAGUUGUGAUUACAUGAGGGCUUUAUUUCAAUCUGGGAUGAAAGAAAGUUGUUCGCAUUCCAUAAAAAUACCUGUCAGUUGGAAAGCCUUAUGUAAGCUAGUCAUGUGGGUGUAUUCUACUGACGUACCAAAACCGGUUUCUGGUUGUUUGUGGGCUAAUAUGGAUGUUAAGGAACAGUUAUCUGAGCUGCACCCUUUCAUAGAGCUUUGUUGGCUCGCUGAAUACUGGUUUUUGAACAAUGCACAAUAUGAGUAUUCAAGAGUUAUCACGUCUUUCUUGGAUUCACCAGCGUUGGCAAUUGAAGUAAUCCAACUUGCUGCUAAAUUCUCUCAAUGGGAAUUGGUUGAUGUUGCAGCAAACAGGAUUGCCCCAGUUUACCGUACUCUUCACAGUUCUGGUGCACUUGAUGUUUUGGAUGAAGCACUUAUUGAGUUGAUUCGGCAGGCUGCAGUUCGUCUCUCUCAGGAUUGAUUAUGGAUGUACCUAAUCCGACUAUCCUCUGAUAUCAAAAUUAGCUCCUCAAAUACUGGGUUUUUGAUUACUGGCUUACUGCUAUGGUGAUUACUGAUCGGCUUUCCGGGGAUCUCUGUGUCCUAUACUACAGUUAUUGUGAGAAAAUUUUUAGUCUGGUGGUCAGCUGUUAAUGUACAACAGCAUUUUGUCCUCUGUUUAAAGGGUGCAGUUCAUACAUCUUGUGAUUCUAAAGUUUAUCUUGUGGGAUAUAGCUCUUGUUAGUAGUCUGCAUUGUGAAAGUUGAGGUCAACAGGAGGAAAAGAAUCAUCAAAGGGAAUAUAAACAUUUUUGAUAGGUUAUAUGAAUACUAAACUUUAUCUGUAUCAAUACUUACUCUUAAAAUUAUAAAGAAAGUAACUACUAAGUGAAACCA
Molecule: messenger RNA, 3471 nt
Organism: Chenopodium quinoa (quinoa)
Lineage: Eukaryota; Viridiplantae; Streptophyta; Magnoliopsida; Caryophyllales; Amaranthaceae
Product: BTB/POZ domain-containing protein At1g04390
Exons: 8
Coding region: 21-3056 (1011 amino acids)
Molecular function (GO): protein binding
Source: RefSeq, a predicted model, not a curated record